GAGGUUUUAAACGGGUCGAGGAGCAGCGUAUUAGCAACAUGAUGGCGGCGUCCACACGAGCACAGGUGCUUUCUCUGUACAGGAUGAUGCUGAUAGAGAGCAAGAAGUUCCCCUCGUACAACUACAGGACCUAUGCACUGCGGCGGGUGCGUGAUGCCUUCAGGGCCAACAAGAAAGUGGAGGAUCCAAAAACUGUGGAGAGACUGAUGCUGGAGGGACAGCAGACACUGGCACUGAUACAGAGACAGUUGACUCUGAAGAUUGAGUCCAAACUUUAA
Molecule: messenger RNA, 278 nt
Organism: Epinephelus fuscoguttatus (brown-marbled grouper)
Lineage: Eukaryota; Metazoa; Chordata; Actinopteri; Perciformes; Serranidae
Gene: lyrm4b
Product: LYR motif-containing protein 4B
Exons: 3
Coding region: 39-278 (79 amino acids)
Biological process (GO): iron-sulfur cluster assembly
Cellular component (GO): mitochondrion; L-cysteine desulfurase complex
Source: RefSeq, a predicted model, not a curated record